Molecule: messenger RNA, 1534 nt
Organism: Lates calcarifer (barramundi perch)
Lineage: Eukaryota; Metazoa; Chordata; Actinopteri; Centropomidae
Product: potassium voltage-gated channel subfamily E member 2
Exons: 2
Coding region: 800-1114 (104 amino acids)
Biological process (GO): potassium ion export across plasma membrane; regulation of ventricular cardiac muscle cell membrane repolarization; regulation of heart rate by cardiac conduction
Cellular component (GO): membrane
Molecular function (GO): delayed rectifier potassium channel activity; potassium channel regulator activity; voltage-gated potassium channel activity involved in ventricular cardiac muscle cell action potential repolarization
Source: RefSeq, a predicted model, not a curated record
CCCGCCCCUUCAAACAAAGGAUCCAGUUUCAGACAUUCUUGUCAGCAAACAGAUAUCACACUGAAGUGUCCUUGGCUAAGACAGUGAAUCUCUAAUCACUCUAGGGUGCUGACACUGAUACCUUACAUUACCCUGAAUUAAGACCCAUUUCAAUUCCUUACUUUACCAAAAGCACACAUCUGCUUUUUUACAGAACAGGAAGAAUGUGAAUUGGAACUUGAUGAUGAUAAUGAAACAAUCAUGGACAUAUUUCAUUUAAAAAAUGGAAGUGCAUGUGAAUAUGACCUAAAAAUGGGUAACAUUAUACCGCCAUCUAGGGAGAGCUUUGGUAAAAUUACUUAGACAAGUAGUCAGUGUUGUGCUCCCUCUGUUUGGGCAGAUUAGGAAUUACAGGUGAGCAAACACAAACUAGCCACUCUCAAACCAGUCAGAUCAGUCUUUAUUUAUUCCAUUUUUUGCCCUGAAUGUGAUGCUGUUACUUUGAUGUUAAUAUAUUAAUGUUUGUACAUGUUUGUGUGUGUGUGAGGGUCAUAAUGACUUCCAGCACUCCCUUUUCUUUAUCAGCUGGAGGAGAUAUCAGCAUUUUGUAUGCCUAACAUUUUGAAGGUCAUGCCACAGUAUCUUUCCCUCUCACACAUACACGCAAAUUCAAAACCCAUUGUUCAGCCAAGCAGAAAAGAUUAAAAAAAGUCAACAAAAUAUGAGCAGCAGUUGACUCAGUUCUUGUGAAGCAGUGAGCUUAUGACCAGCCGUCUCUUUUCCCACUCUGAGGUUUCCUGUUAUUCUGAUAAAUUUCACGAUGUGGUCUUCGAAAACGUGGCAGAAGAUAAGUAUCUCUGAUUGGUCCAACCUGACCCUUCAUCUGGAGGAGUCCCUGACCAGUGCUUUGGGCCACUAUCUUGACAACUGGAGGCGUAAUGUGACAGCUGCAGCCAACGCUUUAGACAAGACACUGGCUGAGGAGAACGUCAGGGACGUCAUCUGGUAUCUGGCAGUGAUGAUCGGCAUGUUUGCCUUCAUUAUUGUGGCCAUACUGGUGAGCACAGUCAAAUCCAAGAGGAGGGAGCACUCUGAUGACCCCUACCACCAAUACAUCAAGGAGGACUGUGAGUGAGGUUAUAGGUUAUAAAUUUGCAGUUUGAUAAUGUAGAUAAAUAUUUAACUCACUGCAAAUCGUCUUUAUAAUCAGUUAUAGAAGCAACAGGGUAACAUACUGAACAAUGUAUGUCUUUUCUAUUUAAGAGAAUGUUGCACAUGCGAGUCAAAUUUGUAAUCAGAGUAAUGUAAAUGUAUGAUUGAUUUUGUAUAUUUAAGUUGUGGUUUAGCUCUAAUUAGCUUGGUUUAGCUUUAAUCCAUUACUGUCAAUUAGACAUUGGGAAAAUGGCUCCCUUAUGUCUGUUGCCCUCCCCCCACAACCAUGUCAAAUAAAAUCAUUAGAACCACCACACCAUCACAUUCCCAAUGUGUUAAUUGGAUCUUAUUUUAAACCCCACUGUUUAUAUAUAUAUGGAAGUUAUUAUGGUUUACUACUCAC